AUGGGAAAUCAAACACUCAUCACGGAAUUUGUUUUCCUGGGCUUUUCAAACCACCCCAACCUUCAGAUUUUAUUCUUCCUGGUCUUCUUGGUCAUCUACACAAUAACCCUCUUGGGGAACAUGCUGAUCUUAACUCUGGUAAGGAAUGAUCCAACUCUUCACACGCCCAUGUAUUUUUUUCUUAGUAAUCUGUCCUUUUUAGAUAUAUGCUACAUAUCCACCACAGUGCCAGUCAUGCUGGUAAACUUCUUCCAGCACAGGAAAACCAUCUCGUACUCUGGGUGCAUGGCACAACUGUUUUUCCUCAUUACCUGUGCCGGCACAGAGUGUGUGCUGUUGGCUGUCAUGGCUUAUGACCGAUAUGUGGCUAUCUGCAAGCCCUUGAGCUAUUCAAGCAUUAUGAACACAAGGCUUUGUGUGCAGCUGGCAGGGUUUGCAUGGCUGUGUGGCUUGGUGAAUUCCCUAGUGCACACUCUCCUGACAUCAGCCAUCGUCAUGUACAAGUCCAAUCAACUCAGCCACUUCUUUUGUGAUGUCCCGUUGCUGCUGAAGCUCUCUUGCUCAGACACGUUUGUCAAUGAAGCAGUGCUUCAUUUGGCUAGUGCCUUGAUUGGACUGAGCCCUUGUCUGUUCACUGUGGUCUCCUAUGGCUACAUCAUCAGCGCCAUCCUGAAGAUCCGUUCGGCCAUGGGCAGAUUCAAGGCUUUCUCUACCUGCACCUCACAUCUGAUUGUGGUCAUCAUAUUCUAUGCCACCUCCAAUUUCAAUUAUAAUCGGCCCAGCUCAGGCUACUCUCUGGACAUAGAUACUUUGGUUUCAUCAUUGUACUGCAUUGUGACCCCGAUGUUAAACCCGGUUAUCUAUAGUCUAAGGAAUAAAGAAGUGAAGGGUGCAUUUAAAAAAAUGGUCAUAAAGUAUUUUGCUUCAGUGGCCCAGAGCAGAGGCGGGGUAGGGACACAGCAAUGA
Molecule: messenger RNA, 966 nt
Organism: Pelodiscus sinensis (Chinese soft-shelled turtle)
Lineage: Eukaryota; Metazoa; Chordata; Testudines; Trionychidae
Product: olfactory receptor 2G3-like
Biological process (GO): G protein-coupled receptor signaling pathway
Cellular component (GO): membrane
Molecular function (GO): G protein-coupled receptor activity; olfactory receptor activity
Source: RefSeq, a predicted model, not a curated record